Molecule: messenger RNA, 817 nt
Organism: Rhinichthys klamathensis goyatoka
Lineage: Eukaryota; Metazoa; Chordata; Actinopteri; Cypriniformes; Leuciscidae
Gene: fam163ab
Product: family with sequence similarity 163 member Ab
Exons: 2
Coding region: 84-536 (150 amino acids)
Source: RefSeq, a predicted model, not a curated record
CACCCGGCCUCUUUACUUGUACAGGUGGUCUGAAAGUCACUCUGUGUCUGUUCGCUUCCAGAGUUUCAUGGAGAUCCGGUCGGAUGACAGCUGGAACUGUGGUUAUAACUGGAGGAAUUCUCGCAACGGUGAUCCUCCUGUGUAUCAUUGUUGUGCUGUGUUACUGUCGCCUUCAGUAUUAUUGCUGUAAGAAGAAUGGCUCCGAUCCAGAUGCUGUUUGCCCACAACCCCAGUUCGCCUGCAACGCAUGCAGCACGUCCCGUGUGGACGGGGCCGCCUCCACCCCUCUCUCCCUGUCGCCGGAGCCCACGCCACCGCAGAGCUUCUGCCCCACCUGCUCCCCAUACGGCUCUCCAUUUUACAUCCACACCAUGGACGAAACGCGCAACGGGGGCGAACGCAUCACUUACGGCAUGUCCCACUACAACAGCCCGUCCCUGUCUCUCACCCUUCCCUCAUUACACAGUGCGUCAUUGAGCUCUCGAUGCCGACCGGACCUCUACUCUAACACACGUGCCAUAAGCACUGAUGUCUGAUCAGUGACGUCCACCUCAAACACCCCUAAUGUUUCUUCUGUGUAACUGAGCGGCACACACAGAACAGAGUGAAUGGGGACCAAGGACAGCGAGUACUCCGUUUUUACAUCUGUCUAGCAGUUCGUUGAAAUCAAUAAUCAUUUAAUGUUUUAUAGAAAUUGAUACAAAUGCGUUCUUUCUGAAUUUAUUUGACUCUAAUUAAAGGGCGAAUCAUCAUUUACUCACCCUCACGUUGUUCCAAACCUGUAGGAGGUUCUAAAAGAAAACACUUUCUGGUUCCC